Phlebotomus argentipes is the source of this 3506-nucleotide messenger RNA. It is a transcript of the gene smid, whose product is annotated as nuclear valosin-containing protein-like. Gene Ontology annotation, biological process: ribosome biogenesis. Gene Ontology annotation, molecular function: preribosome binding; ATP binding; ATP hydrolysis activity. The coding region runs from base 337 to 3312 and encodes 991 amino acids. Lineage: Eukaryota; Metazoa; Arthropoda; Insecta; Diptera; Psychodidae. Gene Ontology annotation, cellular component: nucleus. The transcript is spliced from 5 exons. The record is from RefSeq and is a predicted model, not a curated record.
UUUUGAGAAUUUUUCGCGAGCCUCCCUUUACUGUAUUGAUUUUGUUCCACAUUGCACCCCCAAAGUGCUAGAAAUUUUCCCUUGCAAAAUGGCGGUGUAUGCGGCAAUUUUACAGAAGUGAAGAGUGUAAUCACGCUGAUUUUGCAGUUAUUAGGCGUUUUCCUUAAGUUCUCCGACCACCGCGUUGCCCGCGGGUGUUGUAUUCUGUGUAAAAUUAUAAAAUAAAAGAGUGUUUCGCGUGUUUGUGCAGUUAAAUUGAUGUGAAACAGUCACAAGCAUUUCCGAGACGCUAUAGCUUUGUUUUACUUAAAAUCCACAAAUUCCCACUAUUUCACCAUGAUGAAAAAGGAUAAACCACUCUUUUAUGAUCCACUGAUCAUCUCCCGCGUGAAACAGUACCUGGAAGAUAAUGUGCACCAGACUUAUGUGGAUGUUGCCGUGAUGGCGCAGGAUUUGCAGGACAAGUACAAGGAGUACAACAAGCGCAAACCGGGAUCAUUCCGGGUGCUUGUCGAGCAAGCGUACAAGACUGUCCUGCACAGCUACGGUCUGGACAGCAAUCCCAGCAGUGAUGAUGACGGUGAUGUGAAUUCAGACGUGGAGUACAUGGAGGACAAUCAGCAGAAGCAGGAUCCCAUGAAUGACGCCCUCCAGUCACUGUAUAUGAACAACAAGGGCAAACGCGCGCCCGCGACCACAAUUUCGCAGGGCGACGACUUGAUAAACAUCAGCAGUGACGAGAGUGGUGACGAGUCAGCGUCCAAGAAACACCCCAUUCUUGCCAAAGUCACGCCGGACAUCAUUGUCACGAAGCUUCAGAAGGCUGGCGAGCUGCAGAAGCCACAAAUCGCCUCGAAGACCGCCGAUUCUGACGCCAAUCAAGGCCCGGCGUCGAAGAAGCGAAAGGUCGACGCGCCGGCUGAUCUCAAGAACGGACCGCGAAGCGAUGUGGCGAUUGAGAAGAAGAGUGAGAGUCAGGAGUUGCCUGAUGGCCAGGAUGCUGUGGCUCAGGCGCUGAAGAUGCGCAAGAACAAGAAAGAUGCCGCUGUGAAGCACUCAACGGUGACUUUUGAGAAUUUCGGCGGCAAUGAGAAGAUCCUCAAGGAGAUCUGCGAAGUGUUGCUCUAUUUCAAGCGUCCGCGAGUGUGCAGAUACAUUGGGAUGUCGCCACCGAAGGGAUUGCUGCUCCACGGACCGCCGGGAUCGGGAAAGACUCUCCUGGCUCAUGCCAUUGCAGGGCAACUCAACGUUCCCAUGAUGGAAAUCGCUGCUCCUGAGUUUGUUACCGGCAUUUCUGGAGAUUCUGAGGCUCGCAUCCGGCGCAUCUUCGAUCAAGUGGUGGCGGUGGCGCCUUGUGUGCUCUUCAUUGAUGAGAUUGACGUGAUUUCGGCGCACAGGAACAAUGCCCAGAAGGACAUGGAGCGUCGAAUUGUGGCGCAGCUGAUCAUCAGUAUGGACAGUCUAGACAAGGUGCCGAAUGGCGAUCAAGUGCUGGUGAUCGGAGCCACGAGUCGCGUGGAGGUGUUGGAUCCGGCAUUGCGUCGUGGCGGACGAUUUGACAUGGAGAUUUGUCUGGGCAUUCCCGAUCGCCAAGCCAGGGCGGACAUCCUGUCUGUGAUCUGUGACAAGAUGACACUGGAGCGUCCGUUUGACUUUGACGCUCUGGCUGCCCUCACGCCGGGCUUCGUGGGUGUGGAUUUGGUGACGCUGUCAAUCACAGCCGCGAGGGUGGCGUUCAUGAAGGUGAUCAUUGCGAAGGAGGGCAAAGCAUUCCUUCAGAAGUAUUCGAAGAGUCAAGAGGAGGUGACAAAUCUCAUGCCGGUGGUGAAUUUGACCGAUGAGACAAUUCUCAUGGAUGUGGAUGAUGUGACAUCGUCCACGAAGGAGGAUAAGAUCCCAGACACACCACAGAUUGUCAUUGAUGACGAGGAGAUGCCGGAGAAGGUCAAUGAGAAACCCAAAGAUGUACCAGUUGAGGAGAUAAAGGAGAAUGGAAGUGCGGAGAAUAAUGUUGAGUCGACAAAUCCCGAUGAGGCGGAGAAAGGAGAUAAACCACUGGACACUGCCACAGAGAAUCCGCCAGUUGUGGAGCCAAAACAGGCAGAAGAGGCGGUUCAGGAAGUGCAGAAAGUUGCCGAGGAGGAAGUGAAGAAUGGCAAUGUUACCUGCAAUUCUGCACAAUCCUCCAAUGAUGUCGAGACAUUGCCAGUGAAAGUGACUGAAGAUGUUCCUCCGAAGGAGACUUGUGAAUCCAGUGUGAAUUCCUCAGAAACACUGGCCGAGACUCUGCUGAAGGAUCCGAAAUUCCGCCUGCAACUCUCGCUCAGUGAGAUGCUGAAUCUGCUGAGCAAAGAUACAUCGAUUACGCAGAGUGACCUGAAGGACUUCUGUAUCACCAUGCAGGACUUCGAGGAGGCGCUGAAGACCACACAGCCCGUGGCGAAGCGCGAGGGCUUCAUCACGGUGCCCAAUGUCACGUGGCAGGACAUUGGAUCGCUGUGGGGCAUUCGGGAGGAGUUGAAGCUCGCCGUGACGUCGUCUGUGAAGUAUCCGAAGAAGCUGAAGGCGCUAAAGCUCGAGCCAUCGUGCGGAGUGCUGCUCUGCGGACCGCCGGGCUGUGGGAAGACGCUGCUGGCCAAGGCGGUGGCCAAUGAGGCGGGCAUCAAUUUUAUCUCAGUGAAGGGACCGGAACUGCUCAACAUGUACGUGGGCGAGAGCGAGAGGGCUGUGCGACAGUGUUUCCAACGUGCCAGAUAUUCGGCUCCGUGUGUCAUCUUCUUCGAUGAGUUCGAUGCGCUGUGUCCGAAGCGCUCCAAUCGGACGGAGAACACGGGAGCCGCUCGUGUGGUGAAUCAGUUGCUGACGGAGAUGGACGGAAUGGAGGACAGGAAGGGUGUUUUCGUCCUGGCGGCCACAAAUAGACCAGAUAUGAUUGAUUCGGCUGUGCUGCGACCGGGACGCUUCGAUAAGAUUCUCUUUGUGGGCAUUCCAAAUCAGUGUGAUCGAGAAGACAUUCUCAAGGCGCUGACAAAGAAUGGCACAGAACCUCGUCUGGCUGAUGAUGUGGUGUUUGAGGAAUUAGCCGCGCAGUCAGAAGGAUACACAGGAGCGGACUUGGCCGGACUGGUGAGACAGGCGAGCAUGAAGGCGUUCAAGGAAUCUCUGACGACAGAUAGUAGCGAUUCGGACGAUAUUAAAGUGACCAGAGACAAUUUCAUGCAGGCUUUCACAGAAACCAAACCUUCAGUCUCACAAGAGGAGAAGGAGAAUUAUGAGAGACUUCGAGUCCAGUAUUCGUCGCUAUCGGGAUAGAGAGAGAGAGAGAGAAAAGGUGGCCAUAAUUAAGAAUUGGGAGGAGAUUCAUGACGGAAGAACAGUUGAAGGUAUGAUUUAGAGAUUUUAGUGAAAGAUUGCGAAGGAGCGUGAGAUCAUUUUGUUGAUUUAAUGUGAAUUUGACACGAUACUGAAGGACAAACAUGAAAUAAAUCAAUCAUUUGGUAUUUCUA